Molecule: messenger RNA, 878 nt
Organism: Fundulus heteroclitus (mummichog)
Lineage: Eukaryota; Metazoa; Chordata; Actinopteri; Cyprinodontiformes; Fundulidae
Product: ladderlectin
Exons: 7
Coding region: 142-651 (169 amino acids)
Molecular function (GO): signaling receptor activity
Source: RefSeq, a predicted model, not a curated record
CUCAUUUUGUGGAUGAUGGCAUGUUCAAAAGCUCUAUAAGUAGCCUGUGAUUCCGUGGUGAAGGCAAACUGUUGCUGGCUGAUUCAGGAAACAGAUCAUUCUGUAUCAGUUUUCAGAUCUGCAUCAUCUCAUCACCUCAUCAUGAAGCUGCUGGCUGUGUGUGUCCUGGUUUUCUCUGUGAUGGCUCAGACCAGAGCUGACCCUAUUCCAGAUGAUGGCUCCACUGAUCCAGAAGUUGUUGUGGUCCAUGAAUCUUCUUGUCCUACCGGCUGGACUCUGAUCAACAAUCGCUGCUUCCACUUUGUUGCCAGAACCAUGACUUGGGCUGGAGCUGAGAGACACUGUCUGUCCAUGGGAGCAAACCUGGCAUCAGUUCAUGACACGAGCGAGUACCAUCAGGUUCAGUCUGUGAUAACUACGGCAAGUUACGGGUCUGGAAAAACAUGGAUUGGAGGCACUAACGCACAGGAGCUGGCCAUUUGGUUGUGGAGCGAUGGACGCCCUUUCAUCUACACAAACUGGUGUCAUGGACAGCCUGAUAAUACUGCAGGCAGGCAGCGCUGUUUGUUGAUGAACUUUUCAGAUGAAAAGUGCUGGGAUGAUGACACCUGUUCUGUCCAUUUUCCUUUUAUCUGCGCCAAGAAAGUCUGAUGAUUCAGAUGUUAAAACAGAAUCCAGUGGAGGACUGGUGUUGUGUGUUUCUGUUAACCUCAUAGAUAUCCAAAAAUCUCUUUUUGAUUCAAUUUCUCUUUACUGAAAUGAGGCCACAAAUAAACAGCAGGUGGACUUUUUCUCUUUAAUUAAAGAGUAUCAUUUAAGCAAAACACUUUCCUGUUUUCCUUGGCCUUCCAAAAAAUAAACCUUUGAUGCAUUAAAAA